This is a messenger RNA of Acaulospora morrowiae, 297 nucleotides long. Lineage: Eukaryota; Fungi; Glomeromycota; Glomeromycetes; Diversisporales; Acaulosporaceae. The record is from the annotation of a GenBank genome assembly.
AUGGCAUCCAUAAUUGACGAGCUUUAUUCAUCUCACCAAGAUGUAUAUGAUACACUCCUUAACACAUUGUUUCCGAUCACUUUUGUGAUUUUAUUUAAUAAUUCACAAGAUAAAAUGAGGGAAUCGGGAGAAAAUGGACAACCCAUAUCAAAUGAAAAAUCUAAGGAAGAUGAAGAAUCCAUAUUAAGUAAAAAUUCUAAGGAAAAUGAUGGAUCGGAAAAAAUGGAAUACCUAGAUGACCUACUAUACAACAGUCACUUGGGUAAUCCCAUUGAUAGUUUCUUUUUCCUACGAUGA